UGAGUCCAACUGCAAGGAGUGUUCGUGCUUUUACUUUACCGUGCCUGAAAUAACUUGCUCCCUUCAGUGAUGGUGUAUUCUUAGCAGCGAACAGAUGUGCCUUGCAGGGUAGAUUAAUGACAGGGGUUUUUUUCCUUGAGGUUAGAAAUGAAUGCUGUGAGACUUAGCUAAUGAAUUUGUGGGUGGGGUCCAUUUUUAUUGGUCUUUCUGCUGUCCACCCCCUAUUGUAAUGUAGCUUAGUUCGACCCAAUAUGGCUGUUCUUCUUUUGUGAAGAAAGAUGAUGUGAAACUUGGCAAGGUGACUUCUAGGUGAUGGAGUUUAAUGGAAAGCCAAUUAUCUUUUGCGAAUAUGAUGAUGAAUUCACGUUAGGAGAUGGCUAUGAUGAAGGCAAUCAGCUCAGCCUAGGAAAUGACGGGAUUUUUCUCGUGACGUUUUUCAGGUUUGUGCUUUUCACAAGAGGCUUCGUCAAUUAUGCAAAAGUUCGGAAGGUGACUGCCAAAAUCGCCAGUUUGAAAAAGUCCAGAUAUUUUCCGGAAUACUUCCUCCCGUAACACCCUGCUUCACUGUGCGGUGACUUUGCUGAAAAAACAGGAACAAGGAUUGCACAUCUUAUGGGAUGAAUUAAAAAGUAGCCAAAAUGCUUUUGAUUGGGUGCCUUGUCUUUCCAAGCCACAUGAAAAAAAAUCUGCUAGGUGCAGUAUGCUUUCUAGUUGUGCUUCUUUCAAAUAAGCUUACCAAAACACACAAUUAAGUAGUUUAUUUCCUCAAAAACACUCUUUCUCAUUCUGGUAAUCUGAAAUCAUAUCCAUUGCUAAGUCAUGGAAGGUAUAACCCAAUGCUGCAUUGAAUGUACUUUCACCAAAAGAGGGCAGUAUUGCUUUUGUUCUGUGAUAAAAGGAAAUAGAAUUUGCAAACUAAGUUCAGAAUAGACUGAAUGUCUUAAAAAUGUAAUUUAUUAUUCAGAUGUUUUCAGUUGUAUGAUUAAUACAAAGUACAGUAAACAAAUCAAAACAAUGAAUUGCAACUUGUCUUUCGAAUAUUUUGUAAAGGCAUUUGAUAGUGAAAUUUAAAAUAUAUCAGAAAUUUGACAGCAGCUACUACAGACUAAAAGUUUAUUCAUAUUUGUGGAAGAAAAUCCAUCACAACUGUAACCAAUUUGAUAAUGAGUUUGCCCUGAUGGCUCAGUGGGUUUUAUGUAGUGAGUAGCUGGUCCAUAUAAAUCAGGAAUGUCCAAUCAAUAUUUCCUGGUACAUACUCGUGUAGUUGAACCCAUCUGGGAACGCAAUAAGGGGUUCUACAAUUGACCUCACUGUUCCUUGUUCAGGAAUAGGUGAAAUUGGUCAUUCCUACUCAAUAUCUCAUCCUGCUGACAAUUUACAUCUGGCAGAAGUUAAGUAACAGACAACUGUGAUGCUCAACACAGUCUAAUAGCCUUUCAACAGUACUGUCGAGGCUCAUGCACAAUCAGAUCUUGGGAACAGUUCUGGUGAUGGACAAGAGGGUUCGUGGAAGCAGAAUUUACUGAGUUCCAGACAGAAGCUUGAAAAUUGCAAGUAAAAGUUACUUCCAGGAUUAACUUUGCCCCUCAACAGAAAAUCCACGAUAUUUAGAACAACUGCCAGCUUCUGAUCAUUAUUACCUUAGUGAAAUUAUUUGGAUCUCACUAUUGUCAAGUUGAAUUAUCCCCUGAUCCUAAACAAUGAGAUUAAGUACUUUGGAUUGAAAACAUUUAUAUCUUAAAAUCAUGCUGCAUAUUAACAGAAAUAAACAAUUCUAAAAUGUGCAAAAAUGUCCUCUGAAAUUGGUCUCUGUAAGUUUAGCCAAAUUACAGUAAAGAGUUAGUGCGUCUGCUAAAACAACAGAGUUGAAUUUGCAGUUCUUAUCUCAUAGUGUAAUUUCAAAGCCUUUGGCUUUGUGAGGGCACAUUACAAUUCUUUCUCUCUCAGCCAACUGAAGAGUGUGUGAGUUUCAGAGCAUACGUUAUAAUCACAUGUUCACCAGAUGACAAAUUUAUGAUUUAUAACGUGGAUUAAGAAACCACGCGCAUUUCUUAACGUAAAACAUCUUUAUUCCUCAAGCUUAAAGACAUGGUAACCUCACCUUUACUGCAAUUAGCUGCAAAGCUCUUUCAAAACACCAUUAUUAAUAGAUACAAUACAAUUUCACUGUGUUGUUUUAAUGGCUACUUGAAUGAAGUCAAAGUAGCAAUGCAAAUGUCCUGUCUAUAGCGAGGUUUAUUUUGUCGUAGAACAAUUUUAUUCCAAUCUGUAUUGAUGUGAUGCCAAGGGAAAGCAGAUCUCAUCCCCAUGCAUUUGUCAAACCAUUUCAACAUUUGUAAUGAAAAAAGGACCUAAAUUUCAUGAAAUUCUCCCAAUCUCCUGCUGUAACUCGGCAGAUGAACACAUGGUCUUCUUUUUUGUUUAUGUAAUUUCACCAGUUGUUAUGCUGAUCCACAGCUGGAAUUUCCAGGUGAUGGUACAAAAGUUGGCAGCAAACAAUGUUGCAGUGAUCUCUUUCUAGCCCUACCUCAGGAUGAUGCUAGAAGAAGCUAGCUGACCUAUACAACCUGCACUUUUCUUCAUGUGACUCUGGUGAUAGUCAAAAAGCACUCCAAACUUAACAGAAUAUGUAUUUUAUGUAGCUAAUGAUUUAAUGGAAAGAUGCAUAUGUGUAAGUCAAUGUGCAGUUUCUAAUGGUUUAUUGAUGGAACUCUAUAUAUUUAUACUUACAUUUCCAUUCCAUUUUUAAUACAGAUCAAUUAAAUUUUAGUUUCCUGUGGG
Rhincodon typus (whale shark) is the source of this 2781-nucleotide messenger RNA. Its product is annotated as NEDD4 family-interacting protein 1-like. The record is from RefSeq and is a predicted model, not a curated record. The coding region runs from base 313 to 552 and encodes 79 amino acids. The transcript is spliced from 4 exons. NCBI's taxonomy places the organism in Eukaryota, Metazoa, Chordata, Chondrichthyes, Orectolobiformes, Rhincodontidae.